Chaetura pelagica (chimney swift) is the source of this 1338-nucleotide messenger RNA. RefSeq names its product adrenoceptor beta 1 (gene ADRB1). Gene Ontology annotation, molecular function: beta1-adrenergic receptor activity. Gene Ontology annotation, cellular component: membrane. Gene Ontology annotation, biological process: positive regulation of heart rate by epinephrine-norepinephrine; adenylate cyclase-activating adrenergic receptor signaling pathway; norepinephrine-epinephrine-mediated vasodilation involved in regulation of systemic arterial blood pressure. The record is from RefSeq and is a predicted model, not a curated record. NCBI's taxonomy places the organism in Eukaryota, Metazoa, Chordata, Aves, Apodiformes, Apodidae.
AUGCAACAGAGGAAAGCCAGAAACGGGGGCUGGGACUUCCACCUCCCAGCCCAGCAGUGGAUGCUGGAGAAGACGGAGCAAACGGGGUUUGCAACAGGGAAAAGCCACACGCCCUGCGCGGAGCUGGUGGCACCGUCCCCGCAGCUCAAAACCGAGGUGCUGUCGCAGCAGUGGGUGGUGGGGAUGAGCCUGCUGAUGGCCCUGGUGGUGCUGCUGAUCGUGGCCGGUAACGUGCUGGUGAUCGCGGCCAUCGGGCUGACGCAGAGGCUGCAGACCCUCACCAACAUGUUCAUCACCUCGCUGGCCUGCGCCGACCUGGUGAUGGGGCUGCUGGUGGUGCCUUUCGGGGCCACGCUGGUGGUGCGGGGCACCUGGCUCUGGGGAUCCUUCCUCUGCGAGUGCUGGACCUCCUUGGAUGUGCUCUGCGUGACGGCCAGCAUCGAGACCUUGUGCGUCAUCGCCAUCGACCGCUACCUGGCCAUCACCUCGCCUUUCCGCUACCAGAGCCUCAUGACCAGGGCUCGGGCCAAGGGGAUCAUCUGCACCGUCUGGGCCAUCUCGGCUUUGGUCUCCUUCUUGCCCAUCAUGAUGCACUGGUGGCGGGACGAGGACCCGGAGGCACUGCAGUGCUACCAGGACCCCGGCUGCUGCGACUUUGUCACCAACAGGGCUUAUGCCAUCGCCUCGUCCAUAAUUUCUUUCUACAUCCCUCUCCUCAUCAUGAUCUUUGUGUACCUCCGGGUGUACAGGGAGGCCAGGGAGCAGAUCAGGAAGAUCGACAGGUGCGAGGGCCGGUUCUAUAACGCCCACACGGAGCCACAGCCACCCCAGCCCCUUCACCUCCAUCACCAGCUCGUGGUCGGCAACGGCCGAGCCAACAAGCGGAAAACCUCCCACACCAUGGCCAUGAAGGAGCAGAAAGCCCUCAAGACUUUGGGAAUCAUCAUGGGGGUGUUCACGCUCUGCUGGCUCCCUUUCUUCCUGGUGAACAUUGUCAACGUCUUCAACAGGGACCUGGUGCCGGACGGGCUCUUCGUUUUCUUCAACUGGCUGGGCUACGCCAACUCUGCUUUCAACCCCAUCAUCUACUGCCGCAGCCCCGACUUUCGGAAGGCCUACAAGAGGCUGCUGUGCUGCCCCUGGCAAGCCGACCGACGGCUGCGCGCCAGCGGGGGGGGCCUGGCAACAACAAAAAUUUGCUGCACAUUUUUGAAAAAUGGCGACAAAGCUGUUUUGGGUUUUUUUUGCACAGUGUUAAGAGUUGUAAAGUUAUUUGAAGAUGUUACUUGCACAAACGUACACCCUUGCCAAUCAAAAAUGAAAUGGAAGUUUGAGUAA